AUGCACGCGUACGCUCAUGACCAUGCAUAUUCAAGCAAUAGACGCGGUGUCCUGGUUACUGGGAUGCCUGGGAUUGGUAAAACAGUGUUUCUUCUCUAUUUCCUGGCGAAAACACUAGCUCGCAAACAACCGGUAUGCAUCCAUAUCCUAUAUCAGACAUUUGCCAUCCUUGGACCCGAAGGAACAGAUGUGUACAUUGUUCCCGACUCUUCUCCAGUUCUUCGGGAUCCAGAUCUGUACAACACGCUUUUCCUGAUAGACAUGGACUGGACUGGUGCGGACGUCCCCAGAUUCAUGUUGAAUAAGUUCUACCAGAUUGGAGCAUCUUCCCCGAACCCACGGUUAAAAGGACUUAAGAAUUGGCGAAAGCAAUUUUGCAUCGCUCCUAUAGUGAUGAACCCACCCGAUGUUGUGGACGUUGUCAACAUCUUCAGGCACGCGUACCCCAAAUCAGGGCUUACAGAUCCACAAAUGCAGAACUUUGUCCGUGACUUGAUUCAAACCUUCAACGUGGACCUCCGUCGUUUCCUCCUGAUCUUCGAUGACCCUCAGUCGAACAGAUCCGUUUCUUUGGACAGGGAGGUUCGGGGGUUCGUGCGUGAGCUCCGGGCCGCUCUUCGCGAGAUGAAGGCUGAAGGCGUCGUUUCGCUGAUAGAUGGUAGUUCAUACUCUCCCCACCACUCUCAUCGACUUAUUGCCACAUACCGAAGGUCGGACGAGGAAGAUGGCAAUAUGCGACAUGAAGUCCGGUCUCCCUUGGUAGUGAACCUACUCUGUGAGGCUUGGACAAACCAGGCCGACAAGAUGCGGACGAUUAUGGAGGCCUUGCUUAGCUCCGAGAUGAAGAUGGCAGCAGCUCUUGGCUGGAUUUUCGAAGCUGAAGGACACACUCAUAUCGUUACCAACCAGAGCCUCAACGUUUACCCGAUGAUGGAGACACGCGUUGGAAAAAACAAAACCCGUCUGAGUCAACACGAGCUUGCCCAGCCCAUGGAAGUCGGUCAACGGGUCAUGAAGCUCUAUGACUCUGCCUCCGAGCCUUCAACAACCUGUGAUCAGAAGGCUUAUUAUGUCCCCAUGCAGGUCAAUAAUCCCCUCUUCGACUCUUUUUUGGUCGGCAAGGGCUUUGGCGCUGUGUUUCAAAUGACCAGAUCAGUCACACACAGCUUCAAAACUAAACACCUCAAGCCAAUUCAAAAGCGGCUUGAGGCGAUCUGUGGUUUGCCAUCCUCUGGCUUUUAUUUCGUCUUUGUGAUCCCGACGGGCAGGAAACUCCGGAUAAAUAUACCAGAUACCGCUGCUACUCGGAUGUUCAGGUACUAUACACUGUCCGUGGGCUCCAAGUCAAUGGUAUUUCAAACCUCUGAUUCAGUAAAGAUCGUGUUGAAGGAGAAUGGCAUGGGUGGUAUGAUAGGUGAGGUGGAGCAUGAGGAUGGUGAAUAUGCGGACGAUGGCGAAACAGUGGACGAUGGGGACAUAGUCAUGGAUUGGAUAUGACCUCAAGAUCAUCUCCUGUAUCUCAAUUGAUCCAUAGUAUUCCAUACCUUCGACCAAGAGCAAGGAAGUUUCCCGUGCGCACGGAAAUCAUGGCGCCACACAUUAUUGAUACUGUGCUACUUUCAUCUCUAAAUAACUAGCCAUGUCAAGUCCAAGUCCCGCAAUUCCUCAAUGGCUCGCCAAGUCAGGAUGCUUUGCAUAGGAACUCUCAAGCUACGAGAAGCCUCACGCACACGAGCAGCAUAUGCUUCCAUUCCCCAUAAAACAGCAUCAUUCCGCGCUGCUCUUCACAACGUUUCUAAAUCGACGAGAAAACGCCAUAUGCAGGAUUCAGCAGGAAGGGAGGAAGUUGAAGAAUCUUGAAGGCAAG
Molecule: messenger RNA, 1867 nt
Organism: Marasmius oreades (fairy-ring Marasmius)
Lineage: Eukaryota; Fungi; Basidiomycota; Agaricomycetes; Agaricales; Marasmiaceae
Exons: 4
Coding region: 1-1497 (498 amino acids)
Source: RefSeq, a predicted model, not a curated record